AUGCCGCCGGAGGAGCAGCUCUCGCUUGAGCGGAAUGCUCGCCGGACGGACGCCUCGAGGCGUAAGGCAGCUCGCGAUGCGAAGGAGUCGACGGAGGCCCAAGGACAGCCGGAUGCGGAGCCGGCGGCCCAGGAUGCGCACCACGUGUCCCUGGAUGCUGCCACCCCGGAUGACGAAGAGAAGGGGCCCCCGAGUGGCUCGGAAGUGAACUCCACCCUGGACUCGGAGGUGGAGGUUGUGGGCGUGUCCAUCCCGAAUGCGCCCGCCCAAGCGUCUGUGGGAGGCGCUGUCAAGGUUGAGUCGUCGGCUGUGGUUGAACCUUCGGGAACGUCCCGGCCGGCCCAAGAUGUGAUCGUGCUGGACGACGACUCGGAUGAGUCCCCCUCGCAGGCGCGCACGAUCAAGGCAGAAGGACCGUUACCAGCCGUCCAAGAAGGGCCGGCGUCAAGCUUGCCGAAUGAGACUCCGUUGCCCAGCUCGCCCGUUCCGAACGCCGCUCCAGUUGUGCCGCCCAGGGUGGCUACCCCGGAGGUUCCCCGAAUGCUCAUUGACCUGACUGGUCCCGAUGAAGAUUCCGGAGAGCGGGAGUCCGCCGCCCGGAUGAGGGAGUUUGUGGCCGACCAGCCAGCGCUGGACGUUCAUGCGCUGGAGGAUGCUGCCUUGGAUGCGGUCAAGGAGGAACACCCGGACGACGACGUGCCAAUGCCGACCCGGGAGAUGGACGUGCUCGGUCGAGAAUCGCUGACCACGAUGCGAGUCACGCAGGACGCCAUGGCUCGGGUGGAUGCGAGCGUUCAGGAGAUGAACCAACAGCUCCAGGACAAGGACGACACCCCGGACCGGAAGACCGAAGCCGAUGACGAGGAGGAGCGAACCUUCCAGACCUACCGGGCCACUCAACUGCUGGUCGGCCGGGAGGACGCCCUGGAAAACCAAUGUGCUCUCGACACACAGGCCCCGGUUCAGGUGAUCACGAGUGAAGCGACGACGGAGAACGCCCGUGAAAUCGUGGGGGCUAUCCAGGAAGACGCCUUGAAGCGUGCGCGAGAAGCCGUGAAGGCGGAACGCGCGCAGGAAGAACACCUCCGGUCCGAAGCUGAAGCCGUCCGACGAGUCCAGGAGGCCACGAAGCUGCAAGUUCAGGAGGCAAUGAUGCAGAAGACCCUGGAAGAGCGGCGAAGAUUGCUGGAAGAGCAGCAGAAGCUCUUCGACCGAAAGAUCGCUUUGCUAGAGACAGCCCAGUCGCGGGACAAGGUGGCUGGCCCUGACCAGGGGAUGGUUCGGAGAACGCGUUCGCGCGACACUCGGACGACAUCAUCCCAGGUCCAAGGGGCUCAAGCGACACCUGUACCUGAUCCGACUGUUCAGGUCAAGCAAGAGACAGGGCGCCUGACGAUGCACCAAGAACCCAGUGGCGUCAUCACUGGACACGCAAGUGAUAGACGGGCCAAACCAGAUGCGACGACCGAGAAGUCGGGAUCCAAGCCGGCUGCCUCUUCUCGUCCGGAGCCCAAGAAAACGGCCACCCGGAAGGACUCACUCAAGAAGCGAUCGAGUAAACGUGGGGACCCCUCGGACGACAGCUCAAGCUCGGGCUCGAGCGAGGAAGACUCAAGCGAUGAAGACUCCGACAGCUCGUCCGGUGAGGUGCUCACCAACGUGACGACGGUGACGACCCAAGGCGGGACGAUGAUCAUGUCGUUCAGGCCGUAUAUGAGCUCCAGCGCUCUGGAAGACUUCAACGAGGACACUCCAUUGGCCGUCCGGCGCCUUAUGUGGGAGAAGUUCCAGAACCUCGCGACGCAGGGCGGAUGGUCCGACAGGACGCGAGUCUGCGAGCUCAAGCUGAAGAUGUCGCCGGGGGUCCGAAAUUGUAGAGGACUGGACCAGGUUGUCCAAGUCCAUCCGUCGAGAGUCAAGGUGUCGGAAAACGAGCGCUACUACACGAUGACACAGCGCAAGGGGGAGAAGGCACAGGCGUUCCUGUACCGCCUGAACAUCGCGGCGGAACACGCGAAGGUGGAUUUCCGGAAGUCGAGCAAGCAGCGUGAGAUGCAUAUCCGCCAGUUCAUCCUGAACCUCCACGACGAGCGGACCAAGGCAGCCGUGGAAAGCCACCGGUUCAAGUAG
Messenger RNA from Phytophthora sojae, 2130 nucleotides. RefSeq lists its product as hypothetical. Bases 1 to 2130 code for a protein of 709 amino acids. NCBI's taxonomy places the organism in Eukaryota, Oomycota, Peronosporomycetes, Peronosporales, Peronosporaceae. The transcript is spliced from 5 exons. The record is from RefSeq and is a predicted model, not a curated record.